AUGACGACGACGAUCGCGAGCUCGACGCGCGCGAUCGCGCGCGUCCUCCUCGUCGCGACGUGCUUCGUCGCGCUCGCGACGACAGACGCGGCGGCGGCGCCGACGCCGACGCCGACGCCGAGGACGUGCGUCUCGCACGACGGCCUCCCCGAGUUCGCGAUCGCGGGCAAGCCCCCGGCGAAGAACCGCGGCCUGACGUUCUGCGCGGACUACGGCAAGAGCACGUGCUGCGACAAGGGCACGACGGACGCGAUUCGAAGGGUCGUCGCGCACAUGCAAGCGAACUCGUUCUCGCCGCGGUGCCGCGACGCGUGGACGUCGCUCGAGUGCAGCGUGUGCGAUCCGCGAGCGGGGACGACGCCGCGAACCGCCGUGUGCGCGCACGCGUGCGACGCCAUCUACCGCGCGUGCAAGGACGAGUACUUCUCCGAGGAUUCGCUGCGGCGCCUCGUGCCGUGCCGCGCGUCGGACACGAUCUGCACGAAGCUCAGCGACUGGGGCGGCGACGGCGGCGGCGGCGACGGCGAGGACGACGGGACGGGGACGAAUGGGGACGAAUGGGGCGGCGAGGCGAUGUGUCGAGCCGCGGGGUACGACCCCGUGCGCGCGGGCGUCGUGCGCGCGCAGCCGGGGGGGUGGUGCUUCGAGCCCCCGGCCCCGGAUGCGCACAGAUCGGGGCCGGGGUCGGGGUCGGGGUCGUCCAAGAGCGACGGCGGCGGCGGGGCGUCGGGAUCCAAGAAGGCGGGGAAAGGCGCGAAGAAGCGCGGCGGGAAAGCGGCGGACGCGGAGGACUACGCCGCGGGAACCCCCGCGUGGAUGACGAAGGCGUACGUGUUGAUCGCGGUCGCCGCCGCGUUGUACGUCGGGUUGAGAGCGGCGAGGCGCGGGGGGAGCGCGGGGGCGUCGCUGCGCGCGAGGCAUAACGCGCGGAUGGCGGCUGAGAGCAGAGCGGGACGCGCGCGCAACGUCGACAAGUAUUUGUGACGUUUUUUCGAUCUCAUCACUCUCUCGCUCU
Molecule: messenger RNA, 1015 nt
Organism: Micromonas pusilla CCMP1545
Lineage: Eukaryota; Viridiplantae; Chlorophyta; Mamiellophyceae; Mamiellales; Mamiellaceae
Exons: 1
Coding region: 1-984 (327 amino acids)
Source: RefSeq, a predicted model, not a curated record